Lachnellula hyalina is the source of this 795-nucleotide messenger RNA. RefSeq lists its product as uncharacterized. Bases 1 to 795 code for a protein of 264 amino acids. The transcript is spliced from 3 exons. Gene Ontology annotation, molecular function: phosphatidylcholine lysophospholipase A1 activity. NCBI's taxonomy places the organism in Eukaryota, Fungi, Ascomycota, Leotiomycetes, Helotiales, Lachnaceae. The record is from RefSeq and is a predicted model, not a curated record.
AUGCUUGAGACUCUGAGCGGGAUCUUGGGACUCCUGAGGUUAUCAACUCCAGACGUGGACUCGCAGGUCAAAUUAAGGAUCAUGCCACUCGGAGACAGCAUCACAGCCUUCACAUGCUGGCGCACCCUCCUCUGGGACACCCUGCGUGAUGCGCAUGCCACAGGCGGAAUCGAGUUCGUCGGCUCCACGGACAGCAAUACAGAAGCCUGCGUCAGUACCGGCGUCUGGGAUCAUCACCACGAAGGCCAUGGGGGGUUCACGGCCGUCGACAUCGCGGCCAACAAUCUGGUGGGUUGGCUGGCUGCUGCGAAGCCGGAUGUUGUUAUGUUCAUGCUGGGUACGAAUGAUAUAACUCACCGCCAUAAUAUGUCUGUGAUUAUCGAUGCGUAUACCGAGAUGGUUGGCCAGAUGCGCGAUAGUAAUGAGGGUAUGAGAAUUAUCGUUGAUCUACUUAUUCCUCUCUCUGGCAACAACGCCGGUGUCGUAGCCUUGAAUGAGUUGAUUCUUCCGUGGGCCAAGGCGCUGAAUUCCACGGAUUCUCCUAUCUAUAUCGCUGAUAUGAACACGGGAUUCGCGGACAGUGAUGAGAGGGAUGGUAUUCAUCCGAAUGCUGAGGGAGAUCGGAAGAUUUCUGGUCGCUUGUACCCGAUUCUGCUACAAAUCAUUAAGCAAAAUGGCGAGGCUAGCAAUGCUUUGGAGUAUCUUGCAGGGUAUAUUAAUGGGGUCCUUGAUGAAGAUGGAGAUGGAGAUUUUGAUGGGGGUGAAGAUGAAGAUGAAGAUGAAUAUGACGAUUGA